This is a messenger RNA of Pyricularia oryzae 70-15, 3847 nucleotides long. Its product is annotated as transcriptional adapter 2. The coding region runs from base 250 to 1890 and encodes 546 amino acids. The transcript has 3 exons. NCBI's taxonomy places the organism in Eukaryota, Fungi, Ascomycota, Sordariomycetes, Magnaporthales, Pyriculariaceae. Gene Ontology annotation, biological process: regulation of transcription by RNA polymerase II; chromatin remodeling. Gene Ontology annotation, cellular component: SAGA-type complex; nucleus. The record is from RefSeq and is a predicted model, not a curated record. Gene Ontology annotation, molecular function: chromatin binding; protein binding; transcription coactivator activity.
CCAACUCCAACCAGCGACUGCCUGCGACAUGACAAGUACAGGCAGCAGCGCAUCAAUCAAGUGUUGUCAACCCCAGCCAUCAAUUUCAACACCCAAAACGAUAUAUUUCAUCGGCACAGUCGGUGUAUCAAUCCCCAUUAUCCUAUACUUCAUUCACAGUCACUACAUGUCCGAUUAAACAGCUACACGACUACCAAGCUUCCCGGCUUACCCGGGUCUCGUACCGCGACACGACCGCCGGCUAGAACAAUGGGUGUCAUACGGAAAAAGACAGCUGCUAGAGGCGCUGAAGGCGGGGUUAAGUAUCACUGCGACGUCUGCUCCGUUGACAUCACAUCCACGGUUCGAAUCAGGUGUGCUCACAGCGCAUGCAAUGACUACGACCUUUGCGUCAACUGCUUUGCCCAAGGCUCAUCGAGCAGUAACCACCAGCCUGCGACACAUCCCUACCGAGUCAUAGAACAAAACUCGUUUCCGAUAUUUGAAGAAGACUGGGGUGCCGAUGAAGAGCUACUUCUCCUCGAGGGCGCAGAGAUAUAUGGGCUGGGAUCAUGGGCAGACAUUGCAGACCACAUCGGCGGCUACCGUCACAAAGAUGAGGUUCGCGAUCACUACAUAAACGCCUAUGUGAACUCUCCACGAUUUCCGCUUCCAAAACGAUGUAGUCCACACGACAACGAGCUGGCCAACCAGACAACCCGCGAAGAGUUUCAAGCACGGAAGAAACAGCGCAUCGAGGAACGUCGCGAUGCUGCCAAGAAUGCUCCUGCUCUGCAACCCAAGACCAAACCCACAGCCUCGGUGCCAUCAUGCCAUGAAAUUCAAGGAUACAUGCCCGGUCGUUUGGAGUUUGAGACGGAGCACGCCAAUGAAGCCGAAGAGGCCGUGCAGCUUAUGCAGUUUGACCCUGGCGAUGGCAUCAACCCGCGCACUGGGGAGCUCGAGCCUGAGACUGAACUCAAGUUGACUGUCAUGGAAGUUUACAAUUGCCGCCUCACCCAGCGUGUCGAGCGCAAGAAGGUUAUCUUUGAACACAAUCUACUGGACUAUAGAGAGAACAGCAAGUUGGAGAAGAAGCGGUCGAAGGAGGAGAGGGAUCUACUCAACAAGGCCAAACCUUUUGCGCGGAUGAUGAACCACGAUGAUUUCGAAGCAUUCUCGCAAGGUCUGAUUGAUGAAUUGAAUCUGAGGCAAGCGAUCACACAACUACAGGAAUGGCGCAGCCUGAGGAUAGGCGACCUGAAAAGUGGUGAAAAAUACGAGCAAGAAAAAGCAGCACGUAUUCAGAAAGCCAUCCCGCUGGGGUCCAUGGAUCGCGAUCGACUGGCCACAAAUCAGCGAAGCAAGGCGCCACCGCCCCCCGAUCCACCCAGCGGUGCUGCUCUACUUGUCGCGCCCGAAAUGCCUGCAAGGCUGGCUACCAAGGGUUCUCACGGGAAUUCACUAGCGAGCGAGAACGUAGAGCACGCUGCUUCAAACGGCGAUGCUGUCAAGAGCGAGGUUCAUGCCAAUGGUGGGACGAAUGGCGACACGGGCAGUGUCAUCGUGGCCAAUGGCGAUAGCACGGUCAACGGAGUCACUGCUAAUGGUCUCGUCAAGAAGGAGAAAUUUGAGCUUCAGCCGAUCCCCACCUUGACGCCGUUGCAGUUUACUCUUGAUCAGACCCCAGACCUGCAGGUUCUGACGCCGGAUGAGGUAAAGCUCUGCGAACUGUUGCGCAUCCAGCCGAAGCCUUAUCUCAUGAUCAAGGAGCAGUUGCUCAAGGAGGCACUGAAGACGAACGGAACAUUGAAAAAGAAGCAAGCCAAGGAGAUCUGUCGCCUUGACAACGCCAAGGGCAGCAGGAUUUUUGAGUUUUUCGUCAAUUCUGGAUGGGUUGGCAAGGCUUAGGAACACACUUUGCCUAUCAGAAAUUUUCGCAGUCGACGCGCAAAAAAGGCACCGCCUUCCAUCGAGGAGUGACUGCAGCGACAUUCUAUCAAGACCCUUCCAAGAGAGGCUCGGGCGUGUACUAGGGAUACAACACGAAACAGAGAUGGGCUCCCCAUUGUUGCACCAUUAGAUGGGCUCUUUGACCAUCCACUGGAAGCGUACGCAUUUUGCGUAUUUUCAUAAUUUGUUAGCAGUCUUAGUUUGACCCCACUAGAGUACUCUGCUACUAAACAAUGACCAUGAAGUACAAUCUCGUCCCGUCAAUUUUAGCUACUGGGAGUUAAACCGGUUUGCUCCACGCCGAAGACUGAUUGAACGAUAUGUUCGCAAUAGGUGAUGACACAACAUGGCGCCACAAUCUGGGACAAGACGAAAUAAAGUGUGGAUAAACAUCCUGCAAGGCACACAAGCCUGUGACCAUUGUACCGGUAGAUGCCAGUCUAGCAAGCCGACUGGCCAACGCUAAAGCAAGAGAAACUGUCAACGAGUGUUUUCCACAGCCUAAAAUCACCCAAGACUUUGAUGCAACUUACAUGUUCCCUUGCUGGAGGUACCUCGCGACAACAUAGAGUCGGCCGGUCUUGUUUCCCUUGGCCACGCCGAUCCCAAACUCGGUGGUCGUACGCCAGAUGGCUUGAGCUAAAAGUGGCCGAGAUAAGGUUAGUAAGUCUACCAGGACAUGUGUUUAUUUUCCUCCCUGCUCCUGUUUUCUAAUUUGCAUCUCAUCUUGAAAGAACAUUGACCAAGAAAGGAAGAACAAAAAAAAAAAAAACUUACUAUAGUGGCCAAACUUUCCAAAGUUGGGGUCCGCGCCGUUGAUGUUGCGGCAAUCGUAGAACGGCUUCUCGUCUAGCCAGGCCUUGCUCGCGGCCUGAAAGGGCGUCUUGAGGUCCGAGUUGCUCGUGUAGUACAGGUUCUCGCCCUGGCCGUUGCGGUUCGAGGCGUGCACGAGGCCGUUGUCGAGCCGCGCCAGCUCCACAGCGUAGUUGGCCGCCGAGCUGUCCAGCACCGACGAGUAGGUGAGGUUGGCGCGGGAGCCGCGGCUGCCGGUCACGGUCUGUCCUGCAUUACAGGGGAGUUUGCUCUGAUUUCAGUAACAUGUUUUGGUCUCUGGCACGGCGGCUGCGGAGAGUGCAAGCUUACUGGCGACGUUGUGCAUGUUCAGCGCACCAACCUUGUCGGCUGCGAUCUCGCUGGCGGUCCGCUGGGCCCACACGGGGGCGAUGGCGGCGGUGAGGACGGCGACGGCGUUGAGGAGCUUCAUUGUGGACUGUGUUGAAGGCUUGUUGGACAAGGCAAAGCAGUGAUGGUAUGAGUUGCCCGGAUGGGAUCCUGGUUAUGGGAUACUAGGGAUAACUAUGAGGACUUGUGAAGCUGGAGAGGGAUGUCUCAAACACUCGGGGGCUUUAUACCGACUUGGUCUCUGGCUUUUAUUUUCCAUCUUCAGGGACCUGGAAUGUGGCGGUUCAGUUCGAGAUGCUAUAUGUCUUGGAGGAACUACGGACAUCAGGAAUGACGAUAACAAUCCCUCGCAGUACUCUACUCACCGGAAUCCAGAUCACUAUCAUCACUUGGAAGAUCGAUCAAGCCGUCGAACAAACUUGGCCUUUCUUCCUACCCCGUGACGUAUUAAACCAACACAAGGCCGCCGACGGACGAGAUGGAAAUUCGUCACAGCAAAGACCUUGACGCCAAUUGCACCCAGGCGAGAAAAGACAUGCCUCCUCCGAUGUCCUUCAGUGGCAAAAGGUCUUUAGAUCAGCAAGAAGAAGAAAAAGAAACAAGGUCGCAAAGAUGCCCCAAACAGAAAAACGACAGAACGCAUCAUAUGGUGCAAGAUAGCUGGCAAGCUGGGCAACUGGGUUGACGGAACUGAUGGAAUUGGCUGGGAGUUUAGGGAUGCAGCUGAGGGAGG